UUCCUUUGCCAAUUGCCACUUCGAGGAACCCUAAUAAAUCUGUGAUUAAUGCACCUAACCAAUAUUUAAUUGGUUCUUUAUUUCUUUAUAUGGGUUUGCCGGCAAAACCAACUAAACUACUCAGAUUGAAGACAUCAACAGAAACCAGAGUUUCAGUUUAUUCCCAACAUAAGGGUUAGGGUUUCCCUGUUGGUUCCUCAGUCCGAGUUCUUUCAAUUCCGUUCCAAUUUCGUGUGAUUGAGGUCUCUCUUCACUCCAAUCGCAAUAAAAACAAUGAUUUUGGGGAUUUCUGAUGAGAUGCUUGGGACUUUUGUCCCAAUCAUAAUUUACUGGGUUUAUUCGGGGAUUUACGUUGUUCUUGGUUUGUUUUCUGAGGAUUACCGCUUGCAUACCAAGGAAGAUGAAGAUGAGAAGAAUUUGGUGUCAAAGGGUGCUGUGGUUAAAGGAGUUCUCCUCCAACAGUUAGUUCAAGCGGUGGUUGCAACUCUCUUGUUUGCGGUGACAGGAAGCGAUACCCAAAGUGAUUUGAAUCAGAAUGCUUCCCUCCUUGCUGUGGCCCGGCAAUUUGGUACUGCUAUGUUGGUAAUGGACACAUGGCAAUAUUUCAUGCAUAGGUACAUGCAUCACAACAAGUUCCUAUACAAGCAUAUUCACUCCCAACAUCACAGACUCAUUGUACCUUACUCAUUUGGAGCUUUGUACAAUCACCCUCUGGAGGGACUGCUUCUUGACACCAUCGGCGGGGCUUUGUCUUUCCUUUUGUCUGGCAUGAGUCCUCGGGCCUCCAUCUUCUUCUUCUCCUUUGCCACCAUUAAGACAGUCGAUGAUCAUUGCGGGUUGUGGCUCCCUGGAAACCUUUUCCACGUUAUCUUCAAGAACAAUACAGCAUACCACGACGUGCACCAUCAGCUCUAUGGAAACAAGUACAACUACUCGCAGCCAUUCUUCGUCAUGUGGGAUCGCAUCUUGGGCACUUACAUGCCAUACACAUUGGAGAAGAGGGCUGAUGGGGGUUUUGAAGCCAGACCUUGUAAAGACUCCAAGGAUGAUUAACUUUUUAUCUUAGUGAGUAUUCUUUUUGUGUACUAGUAUUGGUUUUCGUUAUUUAUGAUCAGCACUUCCUGGGUGACCAGCUUUUGUAUAUAAACAUUAUACUGAAUUGCCUACGCUACUAUUGUUCUUCACAUGUCUGUUUAUACUAGUUAGACUUAAUAAGGAAAUUGAGAAGCUACCUAGUUAAGGUGUUAUUUCACCCUUUUAUGUACGGCUGCUAUAAUACUAUUAUCAAAACUUGUAUACAUUACCUUGUUUUGUAAACUUGCUUAAGGAUGCAAUUUCUGA
This is a messenger RNA of Arachis duranensis, 1341 nucleotides long. Its product is annotated as sphinganine C4-monooxygenase 1. The coding region runs from base 274 to 1053 and encodes 259 amino acids. Gene Ontology annotation, molecular function: oxidoreductase activity; iron ion binding. The transcript is spliced from 2 exons. The record is from RefSeq and is a predicted model, not a curated record. Lineage: Eukaryota; Viridiplantae; Streptophyta; Magnoliopsida; Fabales; Fabaceae. Gene Ontology annotation, biological process: lipid biosynthetic process.